Molecule: messenger RNA, 3286 nt
Organism: Aedes albopictus (Asian tiger mosquito)
Lineage: Eukaryota; Metazoa; Arthropoda; Insecta; Diptera; Culicidae
Exons: 2
Coding region: 1569-3041 (490 amino acids)
Molecular function (GO): nucleic acid binding; RNA-DNA hybrid ribonuclease activity
Source: RefSeq, a predicted model, not a curated record
GACAUAGGUACCAGUCCAACUUCACACACAUCGUCACAUGUAACUGAGAGAGACAUUUCAACAAUCUCCCAAAAAUUCUCCAUUAGCAUUUCCACUAAAACUAGUAAUCAGUGUCUAGACGCCAUGAUAGUGUUCGGCGCAGUGGUAAAACAAAUUAUUGUAAACUACACCCUCACCAUCUACCCACAAAUAGCCAACACAAGCUUAAAUUCACCAAACCCGACAGCCCUACGCCAAGCAACCGGCGAUACAAACGUAGCGGUAUCCCUAUAACCUCCCUGAAGAAGGCCCAAACCAAGGGUCGAAACGUCGGAUGAAAUAGUAUCACCCCGCUUAUAAUUUAUCCGGACCGAAAAGCCAACCAUAGAGGGAUAACUCUUAAGUAGUACAGAUCUUGCAUUACUUUACAUAGGCAACCGCCCAACCUUCAUGGUAUCUGCUAGAGAGGAAGUGUUAGACAUAACGCUUUGCUCUAGUAGAAUUAGUCACGAGCUGACCAAUUGGCAUGUGUCAGAUGAAGAAUCUUUAUCUGACCAUCGCUACAUCUUUUUUGAACAUUUAAAUGUUACUUCGCAAACAUUGCGUUUCAGGAAUCCCCGGUCAACAAACUGGGAUCUUUUUACUGAUUAGGUUGCGGCCAAAUUUCAUGGAUACUCACCAUCGAUUGACACUCCAAUUGAUUUAGAUGAUGCCGUUGAUACUACAACGACCUUCAUCAUGGAAGCUUUUAAAGAAGCAUGCCCUCUACGGUCUGUGAAGAUCACAAGAGGAACCCCUUGGUGGAACUCUGAUCUGGCGAAACUCAGGAAACAAUGUAGAAAAAGUUGGAACAGCCGACGUUCGGCUGGUUCGGAGGUUUUCAGGUCGGCUCGCAAGGCCUACAGGAAAGUUCUCCGGUCUGCUGAACGAUCCGGCUGGAAAAACCUUUGUACAAAUGUUUCCAGUUUGAGUGAAGUCAGUCGGUUAAACAAAAUUCUUGCGAAAUCUAAGGAUUUCCGAGUGAACGAACUACGUCUGCCAAAUGGCGAUCUGACUACCUCUGAUGAGGAAGUUCUGGAAUGCUUAUUCAGCACACACUUUCCUGGAUGUGUGGAUAUUACAUCCUCGGAUGAUCCUGAUGUCUUUUCUUGUAGUUAUGAUUCUUUAGCUUCGGCUCGAAGUAUUGUAACUAUAGAAUCGAUUGAGUGGGCUCUUAAUACCUUGCUCCUUUCAAAUCUCCUGGGGCAGAUGGGAUUUAUACUGUAAAGUUUAUUCCGAAAGUGGGUCGUGCGUCGUAUGAAGAAGCAAAGAGUUUCAGACCUAUCAGUUUGACUUCUUUUCUUCUGAAAUGCUUAGAACGCAUUGUGGAUCAUCACAUCCGUGAUGUUCAUCUGGCCAACGUGUCUCUUCAUGUGAACCAACAUGCCUACCAAUCUGGUAAGUCCACUGUGACUCUUUUACACAAGGUUGUUUACGAUAUCGAGAAAGCAUUCGCUCAAAAGCAAUCUUGUUUGGGUGUUUUCUUAAAUAUCGAGGGUGCCUUUGACAAUGUGCCUUUCGAAGCUGCACGGAGUUGUGGUAUAUCUCCAAUGAUUUCCAAUUGGAUUCAUCAAAUGCUCAAAAUCCGAUAUCUCUUCUCGACAUUGCGUCUAGCAGGGAUUAGGAAAUUGAGUGUUUGUGGAUGCCCCCAAGGGGGAGUCUUGUCACCGCUUUUUUGGAAUCUCGUAGCAGAUACGCUAUUGAGGCAACUCAAUAAUAGCGGUUUUCCUACUUAUGGUUUUGCCGACGACUACCUAGCAUUGUUAGUUGGUAUGUGUAUCAGCACCCUUUUCGACCUGAUGCAAAGCGCCCUUCUGAUAGUUGAGGGUUGGUGUCGCCAAUAUGGCCUUUCGGUUAAUCCGAGUAAAACAUAUAUUGUUCUUUUUACGGAAAGGCGAGACCGUAAUGGCGUUCGACCUUUGCGUCUCUUUGAUUCUGAAAUCGAUGUGACUGAACAAGUAAAGUACGUUGGAGUCAUUCUUGAUUCCAAGCUUUCCUGGACACCUCACAUUGAGUUCAGAAUCAAGAAAGCUUGUAUGGCCUUCGGGCAAUGCCGGCGAACCUUUGGUACAACUUGGGGUCUUAAUCCCAAGUAUAUCCAAUGGAUCUACACAACUGUUGUUCGGCCAAUAUUGGCCUAUGGAUGUCUUGUGUGGUGGCAAAAGGGCGAUAUGAGAACGAUCCAAUCAAAGUUAGGCCAUCUGCAAAGGAUGUGCUUAAUGGCGAUGUCUGGAGCGUUCUCUUCAACUCCCACGGCAGCGCUCGAAGUUCUCUUUGACGUUGCCCCACUACACAUUCAUCUCAAACAAGAAGCACUAUCUUGCACUUACCGUCUACGGGUACUCGGUCUACUAGAGGAAACUCCUUUGAACCGCACAUCAACACACACCUCGUUGUUUCCACUUUUGGUGAAUUGGGACAAAAUUGCCCUUGCUCCAAGUAAUCUUACAAUUUCUUGUAAUUUCCCAUAUAGGACAUUUUCCACGAAAUUCCCUUCCCGGGAAGAAUGGACAUCUGGAUAUCUGGAAAGAAGUAUUUCAGACGGCAUCGUAUGUUACACUGAUGGCUCCCUUCUCGAAGGUCGAGCAGGUGCUGAUGUUUAUUCUCGUGAGCUAAGGCUGUAUCAGUCUUACCCACUUGGUAGACACUGCACCGUAUUUCAGGCCGAAAUCUUUGCUCUUAUGUGCGGAGUGCAAUCAGCACUUCAGCAGCACGUAAUGGGCAAAGUAAUAUACUUCUGUUCAGAUAGCCAGGCUGCUAUUGAAGCACUUGCUUCGGCCAACUCCAGGUCGAAGAUAGUUAUCGCUUGUCGAACUCAAAUCGAGGAGCUGAAUUCAGCAAACGCUGUUCACCUUCUAUGGGUACCUGGCCAUUCUUCCAUCGCUGGAAAUGAAUUGGCUGAUGAGUUAGCUCGCACUGGAGCAUCACAUGACUUCAUUGGCCCUGAGCCAGCUAUUCCGAUAUCGAAGUGUUGGGUAAAGCUUCAGAUUCACACCUGGACUGCCACUCAACACAGACAAUAAUGGAAUAGUUUGGAGUCAUGUCGUCAAAUCAAAUUGUAUUGUACUGAGCCAUCUCCAAGGGUGGCGAAGUUUCUUACAUAUCUGUCAAAGCAGAAUUGCAGCAUUCUGGUCAAAGCAUUGACUGGCCACUGCCGACUCAGCUAUCACAUGGCGAAUAUUCAGCAAGCUGAUUCAAUUGCAUGUGAUAGCUGUGAAUCCGAUUAUGGAACUUCGUAUCAUUUGAUAUGUAACUGUCCAGUUUUUGC